Messenger RNA from Schistosoma turkestanicum, 1259 nucleotides. NCBI's taxonomy places the organism in Eukaryota, Metazoa, Platyhelminthes, Trematoda, Strigeidida, Schistosomatidae. The record is from the annotation of a GenBank genome assembly.
GUGAUUUCCUUGAUAAGCUAUUCGAUCUCCUCAAGGUCGUGCGGUCAAUACUUAUAAAGGAAUGUGUAAAUGGAUAUUGCUUUUGAAUUGGCAAAUGAAGCACUCGAAUGUAACGAAGUUCCAGUAGGAUGUGUAUUUGUAUAUCAUGGCGAAGUAAUUGCAUCCGGUCGUAAUGAAGUAAAUGCUACCGGUGAUGCUACUCAGCAUGCUGAGAUGGUAACUAUUAGACGUUUAGAACAGUGGUGUCAAAAGAACAAAAAAGAGUUUGACAAGGUUUUAACGGAAUGCGAUCUGUAUGUUACAGUAGAACCAUGUAUUAUGUGUGCUGCUGCAAUGCGGUUUACUCUUCCAGCUCAUCUAAAAAGUAUUACAUAUGGUGCUUGUAAUGAACGUUUCGGUGGAUGUGGUUCGGUUUUAAGUGUACAUAAUUCUCCUAGCCCAGUUGCUCCACUAAAUUGCAUAGCCGGCGUGGAAGCGGAAGCAGCUGUUGAACUUUUGAAAAAAUUCUAUGCUCAAGAAAAUGAGAAUGCUCCAGAAGAACUACGAAAACGUAAACGUGUGUCAUAGUUGUACUAAGUAUUAUGGAUGUUUUUUUAUCUUCAAUUGAAAUUAUAAAUAAAUGAAAAGUGAUUGUUAAAGUUGAUUUUAUUCAUUGUAUGUGACAAAUUCGAGAAAUAUUCUGAUUUUUGAUGUAAUUGAUGAACUUCGAACUGCGUUAUUCAGAAAAGUUGCAUUCGGAUCCAUUGUAUAAUGUUUACAGUACAAGAUGACUCAUAAGACAUUGGUACUACCCCCACCCUCUUCCUGUAAAAACCCCUGCGUUUUUGAUUUUGAAAAUAAAGAGUGCCGUGACAACAACCUUGUGUUCUCCCUUGGUGUGAGGUGUCGAAUUAACCCUGUGUGUUGCGAUUUUAGAUUUCCUCUGCCUUUCACUGACUGCCGAUUACGCGUGUUACAACUGGUGAUGGAGGUGCCUACAGGAAAAUUUAAAGCAAACUCAGAUGAACCCCCGGUGCUGCCAACCAGGUCAUCAACCAGCAUUUGCCCGCGUCAGCCACCCCCUUUGGAAAAUUCGUCAGAUUACGCUGCUUGGAAAUUCAGGGCGGAAGCAUACCUGCAGCAAGCGCCAGUCUCAGAACAUACUAAUUACCUUGUUUCCUUCCUGAGCGAUGAGGCGUUAAAGAAAGUAGCUGCAUUUGGCUUCUCAACAGCCAAGUCCUUACCCCAAAACUGGAAGAUAUUAGACGAUUGUUUUUCAC